Messenger RNA from Psammomys obesus (fat sand rat), 2517 nucleotides. It is a transcript of the gene Exoc3, whose product is annotated as exocyst complex component 3. The transcript has 13 exons. Lineage: Eukaryota; Metazoa; Chordata; Mammalia; Rodentia; Muridae. Gene Ontology annotation, biological process: exocytosis; exocyst localization. Bases 151 to 2418 code for a protein of 755 amino acids. The record is from RefSeq and is a predicted model, not a curated record. Gene Ontology annotation, molecular function: SNARE binding. Gene Ontology annotation, cellular component: exocyst.
UCAGUUCUGACAGCCUCAGGUCCUGAGCGGUGGGCGGGACGCUGGGUCCUGGCACAAUGUACCCCUCAGCGGGUUUGUCCUUUGGCGAGGAACACCAUCGGCCGACGUUUCUGUCGGGGUGCGACACCUUCUGUGUAUCUGUGGUAUGACAUGUGUAAAGAUUCUGCCUGCUUUUUGACCAUGAAGGAGACAGACCUGGAGGCUGUUGCAACAGCAGUCCAAAGGGUUGCUGGGAUGCUUCAGCGCCCAGACCAGCUGGACAAAGUGGAGCAGUAUCGAAGAAGAGAGGCUCGGAAGAAGGCCUCUGUGGAGGCCAGACUAAAGGCCGCAAUCCAGUCACAGCUAGAUGGGGUGCGCACAGGCCUCAGCCAGCUCCACAAUGCACUGACUGAUGUCAAGGAUAUCCAGCAGUCACUGGCUGAUGUCAGCAAGGACUGGAGGCAGAGCAUCAACACCAUUGAGAGUCUCAAAGACGUAAAGGAUGCGGUGGUGCAGCACAGCCAGCUGGCUGCAGCUGUGGAGAACCUCAAGAACAUAUUCUCUGUGCCUGAGAUUGUGAGGGAGACCGAAGAUCUCAUUGAGCAAGGGGCCCUCCUGCAGGCCCACCGGAAGCUGAUGGACCUGGAGUGCUCUCGAGAUGGGCUGAUGUGUGAACAGUACCGCAUGGACAGUGGGAAUAAGCGGGACAUGACCCUCAUUAAUAGCUACUUCGGUAAAACACAGGGCCUCUCUGAUGAGCUGGCCAAGCAGCUGUGGAUGGUGCUGCAAAGAUCACUGGUCACUGUCCGCCGGGACCCCACCUUGCUAGUCUCCGUGGUCAGGAUCAUUGAAAGAGAAGAAAAAAUUGACAGGCGGAUACUUGAUAGAAAAAAGCAAACUGGAUUUGUUCCUCCUGGAAGGCCUAAAAAUUGGAAGGAAAAAAUGUUUGCUGUCUUGGACAGAACUGUGACAACCAGAAUUGAAGGUACACAGGCAGACACGAGAGAAUCUGAUAAGAUGUGGCUUGUGCGCCACCUGGAGAUCAUCAGGAAGUAUGUCCUGGAUGAUCUUAUCAUUGCCAAGAACCUCAUGGUCCAGUGCUUCCCUCCCCACUAUGAGAUCUUUAAGAACCUCCUGAGCAUGUACCACCAGGCCUUGAGCACGCGGAUGCAGGAUCUUGCAGCAGAGGAUCUUGAGGCCAACGAGAUUGUGAGCCUCUUGACAUGGGUCCUAAAUACCUACACCAGUGCAGAGAUGAUGGGCAAUGUGGAGCUAGCCCCAGAAGUGGAAGUUAGUGCCCUGGAGCCUCUGCUCUCUUCAAAUGUGAUCUCUGAGCUGCUUGACACGUACAUGUCAACACUCACAUCCAACAUCAUUGCCUGGCUUCGGAAAGCACUGGAAACAGACAAGAAAGACUGGAGCAAAGAGACAGAGCCAGAAGCAGACCAGGAUGGCUACUAUCAGACUACACUUCCUGCCAUUGUAUUCCAGAUGUUUGAACAGAAUCUUCAAGUUGCUGCUCAAAUAAGUGAAGAUUUGAAAACAAAGGUACUGGUUUUGUGUCUCCAGCAAAUGAAUUCUUUCCUAAGUAGAUACAAAGAUGAAGCUCAGCUUUACAAAGAAGAGCAUUUGAGAAACCGGCAGCACCCACACUGUUAUGUACAGUACAUGAUUGCCAUCAUCAAUAACUGCCAGACUUUCAAAGAAUCCAUCGUUAGUCUGAAAAAGAAGUACCUAAAAACUGAAGCAGAGGAGAGCCUAUGGGUGAGUCAGCUGAGCAUGGAUGUGAUUCUAGAUGCCAUUGCUAAGGAAGGCUGCAGCAGUCUGCUAGAGGAGGUCUUUCUGGAUCUAGAGCAACAUCUGAACGAGCUGAUGACAAAGAAGUGGCUGUUAGGGUCAAAUGCUAUGGACAUCAUCUGUGUUACUGUAGAAGACUAUUUCAAUGACUUUGCCAAGAUUAAAAAGCCAUAUAAAAAGAGAAUGACAGCUGAGGCGCACAGGCGCGUGGUAGUGGAGUACCUGCGGGCUGUCAUGCAGAAGCGUAUCUCUUUUCGGAGUGCUGAAGAACGCAAGGAGGGUGCUGAGAAGAUGGUCAGAGAGGCUGAACAGCUCCGCUUCCUCUUCCGGAGGCUGGCAUCUGGAUUUGGUGAGGAUGCAGAUGGACACUGUGAUACCAUUGUUGCAGUGGCAGAGGUUAUUAAGCUCACGGACCCUUCUCUCCUCUACCUAGAAGUCUCAACACUGGUCAGCAAAUAUCCAGAUAUCAGGGAUGACCACAUUGGUGCACUGCUGGCGGUGCGAGGAGAUGCCAGCCGGGACAUGAAACAGACCAUCAUGGAGACUCUGGAGCAAGGCCCCAUGCAAGCAAGCCCCAACUAUGUGCCCAUCUUUAAGGAGAUUGUUGUGCCCAGUCUGAACGUGGCAAAGCUCCUUAAGUAGCCCUGCUUUCCUCACUGCCCUGGGUGUCUUUACUGUAUGGCUUUCCUGUUGCCACCCUAAGAAGUGUAUUAAAACAGAAGUCCUUGUCUAGGUGCCCCA